AUGGCCCAAAAGCCGAUGGUUGCCUACGGGCUCGAUAAUUUUCGAUGUGAUAGUGAUGAUGACGAGGAAACACAAGAAAAGCCAAAGAUUGAACUCAAUCCUGUUGAACAAAAACCUAUUCCACCCAAGAAUGAGUUUACUUCUAAUUUACAAAUUUUGAGAGUCGAAACUCAUUAUGAUCUCUCUACGCCGUUGGCUCAGAAAGCGAUAAAAGGAACUUCAUCAGGACACACACAAACGUUCUACAUUGGCCCAAAUGGACUAAUUUUCAACGAUGACGACUCUUCCAAUGAUGCUAAAAAGAACAUGAAUAUUCCAUAUGACGAUUUGGAAUGUUACAAAAUGGGACUAGGGGCUGGUGCUUUCGGAUCUGUUGUACUCGCAAAACACAAACAAACAGGUCAAAAAUUUGCCCUGAAAACUAUUAGAGAAAGAAAAGGAGAUAAUGUAUUCUCAGACGACGAUGAAUCAGAUCAAAACAAAUUGAUUUGGGCUGAAUUCAAAGCCAUUUACGAAAGUGAUCAUCCUAAUUUACUCAAAGUGCACAAUUGUUAUUUCAGAGAUUAUUGUUUUUAUAUGUUGUUAGAUUUUUGCAAUUGUGGAAGCUUGAAGGACGUAUUCAAAAUCACAGAGGGAACCACGGAGCGAAUGAUGUCUGUAAUUGUGGAGAAGAUCCUAAAAGGUUUAAACUAUUUACAAAAAGAGAAGCAUAUCAUUCACAGAGAUAUCAAACCAGAAAAUAUUUUGGUGGAUUAUGACCUGAACACCCAGCACGCAGAGGUAAAGAUUGGAGAUUUUGGUUUAUGCGGACACAAAAAACUUGACAUCAACUCUGAUUUAGGAAAGACCAUGUUCAAUACUGUGAACGGUACAACAAUUUAUCUAUCGCCUGAAAGACUUCAAGGAUGCUCGUACAAUUACAACUCCGAUAUUUGGAGUUUGGGCGUAUUAACUAUUGAAUUGAUGACAAAAGUUCAUCCUUUGAGCACUCUUCCAACACUCUCCCAUUUUGACAUUGUAGACAAGCUUGAAAAUAUACAGAAUGAUAUCUCUGAAAUAAUAGAAAAAUACAAUGAAACCACGGAAAAGAAGUUGAGCCCAGAAUUCAGAGACUUUGUCUUAAAAUGUUGCGAGCCUGAAAAAAACAAACGACCAUUUGCUGAUGAACUUCUCCGCCAUCCAUGGAUUACCAAGUUUAAGGACGGAAAAAAUAAUGAAGAAUUAUUCUCGCUGUGGCUAAAACAAUUUUUCAUCAAGAAAAAGAGCAUCACUAAAUAA
Messenger RNA from Naegleria lovaniensis, 1278 nucleotides. RefSeq lists its product as uncharacterized. NCBI's taxonomy places the organism in Eukaryota, Heterolobosea, Eutetramitea, Acrasida, Naegleriidae. Gene Ontology annotation, molecular function: MAP kinase kinase activity; ATP binding. Gene Ontology annotation, biological process: MAPK cascade; protein phosphorylation. Bases 1 to 1278 code for a protein of 425 amino acids. The record is from RefSeq and is a predicted model, not a curated record. The transcript is spliced from 2 exons.